AUGCCUGCUGCUACCACUCCCCCAACGGUCCCUCAGACCAAAGACCUCGCUGUCCCAAGACCGACUCUACUUUCGAAUCAGAAUAAAGAUAUGGCGAACACCAAACGGAAGAUCAUCUGUUUCUCAGACUUCGACGGCACAAUCUUCAUGGAAGACACCGGCCACAUCCUCUUCGACGCCCACGGCUGCGGCCCAACGCACCGCACCCUCCUCGACUCACAAAUAAAAUCCGGCGAACGCUCCUUCCGCGACGUCUCCGAAGAGAUGUGGGGCUCCCUCCACAUCCCCUUCGACUCCGGCUUCGACGUAAUGCGCACCAGUCUCUCCAUCGACCCGGACUUCCGCACCUUCCACAGCUACUGCAUCGCGCACUCCAUCCCCUUCAACGUCAUCUCCGCGGGGUUGAAACCCAUCCUGCGCCGCGUGCUGGACGAGUUCCUAGGCGAGGACCAAGCAGCACAUAUCGAUAUCGUGGCGAACGAGGCGGAGAUUAGUGAGAGUGGGGAGACGUGGAAACCGCUUUGGAGACAUGACACCGAGCUGGGUCAUGAUAAAGCUCUUUCCAUCACGGAAGCCCGCACACAAGCUAACCUCGAAUGCGACGAUGGGACCAUCCCACUCAUCGUGUUCAUCGGGGACGGGGUCUCCGACCUCCCUGCAGCGAGGGAAGCGGAUGUUCUGUUUGCUAGGAGGGGCUUGAGGCUAGAGGAGUACUGUGUGGAGAAUCGGAUUCCGUAUUUGGCGUUUGAUACGUUUGAGGAUAUUAGGAGGGAGAUUGAGAAGUUGAGGGUUGAGGAUGAGCUUAAGACUGGGGGCAGGGGGGUUCCUGUUAGGUUUAAUCCCAGGGCGAAUAUGUGGAGGAGGGUUAGUUCGCAGAGGGCGGUGCCGUUGCUGGUUGCGAAGACGCCGAGUAAGGAGGAGAGGAUGUUUUUGUGGCCGGAAGCUUUCUCGGAGUUUAAGCCGCAGGGGCCGGGGAUCGCGGAGGGUGUUGCUGCGUAG
Cadophora gregata is the source of this 999-nucleotide messenger RNA. RefSeq lists its product as uncharacterized. The transcript is spliced from 2 exons. Bases 1 to 999 code for a protein of 332 amino acids. Gene Ontology annotation, molecular function: phosphatase activity. The record is from RefSeq and is a predicted model, not a curated record. NCBI's taxonomy places the organism in Eukaryota, Fungi, Ascomycota, Leotiomycetes, Helotiales, Ploettnerulaceae.